AACUCCCCUUCAUAUUGCAGCAAUAAAGGGAAAAAAGAGAUUGUUGAAUUGCUUUUAUCACAUAGGGCAAAUGUCAACGCAUUUGAUUCUUUAAAUAGAACUCCACUUCAUAAUGCAGCAAUAAAGGGAAAAAAGGAGAUCGCCGAAUUGCUUUUAUCACAUGGGGCAAAUAUCAACCAAUUUGAUCCUUCUAAAAGUACUCCCCUUCAUAUUGCAGCAAUAAAGGGAAAAAAGAGAUUGUUGAAUUGCUUUUAUCACAUAGGGCAAAUGUCAACGCAUUUGAUUCUUUAA
Molecule: messenger RNA, 291 nt
Organism: Trichomonas vaginalis G3
Lineage: Eukaryota; Parabasalia; Trichomonadida; Trichomonadidae
Product: Ankyrin repeat family
Exons: 1
Cellular component (GO): cytoplasm; nucleus
Molecular function (GO): protein binding
Source: RefSeq, a predicted model, not a curated record